Stylophora pistillata is the source of this 1181-nucleotide messenger RNA. Its product is annotated as mitochondrial import inner membrane translocase subunit Tim21. Lineage: Eukaryota; Metazoa; Cnidaria; Anthozoa; Scleractinia; Pocilloporidae. Gene Ontology annotation, biological process: protein import into mitochondrial matrix. The record is from RefSeq and is a predicted model, not a curated record. Gene Ontology annotation, cellular component: TIM23 mitochondrial import inner membrane translocase complex.
UUGUACAGGCUGGAAAAGAUGUCAGCUACUUUGGUAUUAUUCUCAUAGGAUUUGCAAUUACAGGUGCUUUAAUAUGGUUUGUUGUGAGUGAGCUGUUUUUUGGCUUCAGUGCAAAUAAAGUUUAUGCUAAAGCUCUCAAAAAGGUCAAAGCAAGUGCAGAGGUAAUUGAAGCAAUUGGAGAACCAAUAAUGGGCCAUGGAGAGACAACUUCAAGAGGAAGAAGAAGACAUGUCAGCUAUCAAGAAUAUUUAGUGGAUGGCGAGAACUACAUGAGAGUGAAGUUUUAUGUGUCUGGACCCAAACGGAAAGGAACUGUUCAUGUUGAUGUAAAAAAGGGAUCACGAGGGGGUUUUGACUAUCGUUUCAUCUUCGUUGAGCUCUCUGGUUCACCCUCUGAGACUAUUAUAGUUUUGGACAAUAGAUGAGGUGUUUCCUGCAAGAAAACCAAAGUUCCCAAGUGUGCAACUGAAAGUCAAUCAUCCUACGUCGACUGAGUGAUACAUGAGCUGUUACGUUUGUAAUGGUGGCCAUGUCACAGAACUAAACGAUAAGCUUACAAUCUUAUUAGACGUGCCGGUUCUUUCAUUUAUUUUUUUGUGACUUUGACGUAUGACAAAAAUGGCUAAACGUAAGAAAGCAUAAGCGUUUUCCCCUUUAAAAGUAGUAAUAAACGCCCAAAUAAACAACGUAACAAAAUAUUAGCGGACAAAAAUAUAAACAAAUCGGAUCUCGUGGCGUGGCGAGCCGAGAGCUGCCUUCAGUUUAAUUUCCUUCUCAGGUUGAUCACAAGUCUUAUUUCGUUUCCGGCGGACUUUAUACUGAUUCGCCCUUGCCGUGUUAGUGUUUGCUGUCUACACCAAACAGAAAUCCCGUUUACAAACUACUUAUAUUGAUGAAUUCCCUCAGUGAUUAACUGAUUAGAGUUAAGGCAGAAAAUUGAUCACUCCUCUAUGGAGGGCUUGUUGCUGAUUUUAUGGUUGUUAUUGUUGUUUUCAGUUUUUACCACUUAUGAUUAAUUUUGUUCAUCUAAAGGAUUCUUCACUACUCGCAGAUCUGGGUAUCCAUUCUAAAAUCCACGAAAAAACGGAGCAAGGAAUACACGUUAUCUGAUAAAAUGGUUUUCCUUAUGUUUAUCACUGUAUCCUGGGUUAAUAAAAUUAAAAAAUACAUUGGUUGUGUCA